UCGGGCUCGUCGACGAGCAAUUCCCAAACUUUCCGUGUUGCAGCUUCCUGGAGCUCUUGUGUUUUUUCCUUUCUGUGGAGCAGGGUGGCCCAGUGGGGACCGACGCUGGAGCCCGUGCAAUAUAAAUGAAGUGUGCAACAGAUGGAAGAGAUGACCGAGCCGGCGGACAGACCUCUGACCCCGUUAUCCACUCCGGAGCAACUCCUCAACAGGGACUCCCGGGGGAAUCGGUCUGAAGUGGAGAAUGGAGGAGAGAGGAGGAGAGGAAGGUUGCCUGCAGACCUCCUGCUGUGUGUGGACGCAGAGUCAGACCCCUCAGAGAGCAGGAGGAAACCAGCCAGCCUGAGAGUGAAACCUGUGGAGCAGCUUUCACCAAUGCUGAGCACGAGCGACUUUGACACCAAGAUUGAAAGGAAGAAAUCGCAGCCCAAUCAGUUAUCGAAGAGAAAUGCCCACUAUCACAAAUUAUUCAAGGACGUCAGCAAAGAUGAGUUGCUCAAACAAAGUUACACAUGUGCCUUGCAGAAAGACAUGUUAUAUCAGGGCAAAAUGUUUGUCUCUGAUAACUGGAUCUGCUUCCAGUCCAAAGUCUUUGGCAGAGACACCAAGAUCUCAAUCCCGGUGAUGUCUGUGACAUUCAUCAAAAAAACCAAAACCGCAUUGUUAGUGCCAAACGCCCUCGUGAUUGAAACUACAAGUGACCAGCAUGUGUUUGUGUCCUUCCUGUCUCGAAACACCACCUACAAACUGCUCAAAUCCAUCUGUAUUCACCCCGAGAUGGACAAGACUUGUAACAGCCCCGUCCCGUCUUCCUGUGAAAACAGCUUCAGAGUCAGCAGCUCGUCGUCUCUUCCGCUGGAUUUUUCCAGAGACUUCUCUGACCUGGACGGGGUGGUGCAGCAGAGACGACAGGAGAUGAUGGAGAGCAGCAGCUCCGGCUCUCAAACUCCAGAUUAUGACAAAAUAACCGACUUCAGCGGCCUCCAAGGCUCAUUCCUGAGUGCGGUGAAGAGCGGAGAAGUUUCAGUCCUCGCAGACAUUCACCUCCAGACCCCAGGCCCGAAACACAGAGCUCCACUCAACAACGGGUCAGCCAAGCCAACCAGAGUAGUCACGCUCACAGACAAAUCCUCUCAGCCCAAGUCGUUACAGGCCAUCCUCCUAAUCUAUUUGGUGUUAGUUAGUGUUCUCGUCUUGUCCUCCUGUUACAUGGCUUUCAAGAUUGUGGCUCUCGAGCAUCGUUUGAACUCCUUGGUUUCCAUUGGGGAACACAUCCGAAACGAAAAAGAAGUGAGCCACAGGUCCCAGGAUCAAGGGAAUGCCGAGGUCUAUGGAGAACUGUCCACCAACCUGUUCAAGCUAGAAAAGAUUCAAAGAAACCUGCAGAAGCUACUUGAAGAGACUUGAAGAAGAUGGUUGGUCUGCACAGAGGCUUUAUCUUUUAUUAGACAUGAUGGGCAAACUCAUAGACUGUAUAUGGUUAUUGAUCAGGAAAUGGAGCCUUGGUUACGAGGUUCCGCUGGUACACGCGAUCAACCAAUCACAAGUCAGCCUCAGCUUCACCUUUAAAAGCAUCAACAGACUAAAACUUAAACCAAACAUAUGAUAAGAACAAGCUUCUUUGACUUUUGAGAUUGAAAACCUAUCACAUCACCUAACAUGGAGGAGGCAGGGUUUAUGAUCUAUACUGCAGUCAGCCAUCAGGCGGCGAUCAAGCUGCUUUGGCUUCACUGUUGGGGAGCAGUCAUGUCAUCCAUCUUCAUACACAGCAACCACAGGCUGACCUCUGUAGCUCAGAUUAGGCAGUAGA
Platichthys flesus (European flounder) is the source of this 1810-nucleotide messenger RNA. Its product is annotated as GRAM domain-containing protein 2B-like. The record is from RefSeq and is a predicted model, not a curated record. The transcript is spliced from 14 exons. Bases 142 to 1407 code for a protein of 421 amino acids. NCBI's taxonomy places the organism in Eukaryota, Metazoa, Chordata, Actinopteri, Pleuronectiformes, Pleuronectidae.